Molecule: messenger RNA, 2415 nt
Organism: Effrenium voratum
Lineage: Eukaryota; Dinophyceae; Suessiales; Symbiodiniaceae
Source: the annotation of a GenBank genome assembly
AUUAGAUCGUCACAAGAGUCACUCCGUGGGCGGAAUUGUCCGGAGUUCGAUGGACUUCCUGAGCAAGGGGUACAAGUUCCUUCAGGAGCUGGACGAUCCAAAGGCCGAGACCCAGCACGCAGACCUGGAGUCGUCCCUGGAUGGUGUGGCAGAGAAGUGGCUGGGCUGGGCAGUAGGCGGACGCCCAGCGCAGGCACCGGCCGCGGCCACCUCCGGAGGUUUCGAUGAUGUCCUGGACGAAGCUCAGGACUCGCCCCAUGCAGAGUCAGAGGGUCGAGGCGAGACGCGCGACACGGAGGGACGCGGUGCUCUGGUCGAGGCGGAGGAGCGAGAGGCGCCAGAAAGCGCGCCUGUCUUGGCCAUCGAUCAGCCUUCAGCUCUGGAUGUGGUUGGUGCAGACACAGAGGCCACGCUUGCAGAGGUCGAGGCCAUCGACAAGGUCGACGUGGGCGAGACAGAGGCUGAAGAAAGUCAGGGGAUGAACGGAGAAGAGACUAGCGAGCCUGAGCCCAUGGAACCUGCGCCUGCUGGGCCUGAGCGCGUGGAGGCAGCGGAAUCUGCAGAGCUGGAGCCCGCGGAGCUUGCGGAGCCGGUGGAGCCUGCAGUGUGGCAGACCGAGGCACCAGCAGAGGGUGACCUGGCAGACCUCGAUGCGGAUGCAGAGAUCGCAGAGGUGUCGGAGGAGAGCCCGUCGAGCCCAUCGAGCCCGUUUCCACACUCGGCACUGCCCAAUGUCCAGCCGGAACUCGCACCCAGCAGCGACAUGGCAGAGGGCAUGGAGGGUGCGGAGAGUGCGGAGAGUGCGGAGGGCGCGGAGGGCGAGGAGGGCGCGGAGGGCGAGGAGGGCGCGGAGGGCGCGGAGGGCGCGGGGGGCCCCGAUGGUGCGCAGAGCACGGUUGCCGAGGUUCCCAUCAAGGAGCGAGGCGAUGCAAAGGAGAGUUGCAGCCCUCACAGCCCAGCUGCGGAGGCGGAGCUGCGGCGGGUGGCGGGCGAGCUGGCUGAGGCGCAGGGCCACCUGAAGCAGAGGGAGCGGCAGCUGGCGGACCUCUCCAAUGCCCUGGCGGAGAUGGAGGCCCGGGAGACCACGCGGCUGGAGCAGGCGCAGGCCCUCCGCGGCAAGGCCGGGGAGGUGGUGAAAAAGGCGGAGGAGAAGGCGCAGCAGUUCCUGAAGCGCGCGGAGCAGGCAGAGCAGAAGGCGGAGGAGUUGAAGGAGCGCGCCGCCAUCGAGGUGCGGCGCCUGAAGCAGGAGGCGCGAGACAUGGAGCAGGAACUCCUCAAAGCGCAGGAGACCUGGCGUGAGCGCAUCAAGCGCGCCGAGGCGCGUGCCUCGGACCUGGAGAAGGAGGGGAAGGAGGCGGCCGCUGCCACUAGCACGGAGCUCGCCAAACUGCGGGCGCGCCUGCGUGCCCAGGCCUCGGGCAGUGAGGAAGCCCGGUCAGAGCUGGAGGCCUACAAGGCCAGGGCCGAGGAGGAGUUGGGCCGCGUGAACGAGCGCCUCCGCGCCAGCGGGGACAGCGAGCUGCGGCUGCGCCAGGAGCUUCAGAGCAGCGAGCACAGCCGCCAGGAGCUGCAGGAACGGGUCGUGGAGCUCUCAGGUCAGUUGGAGCAUGCGCAGCAGGCGUACAGCGAGGCUGCGCGCGAGGUGGGGACCAUGUCCCUGCGGCUCAACGAGCUGGAGUUCAGCCAACGUGCUGACAGCCACUCCGAGGACCUCCUGAGGCAGGAGCUGAGCUCUGCGCGGGAGCGCCUGGCGGCGUUGGAAGAGCGGCACAAGGAGUGCGUGUGGAUGCGGGACCACGCUCUGCAGCAGGCGGAGGAGGCGAGGAGCAAGAUUCAGGCCGUUGAGGCUCAGGCCGAGGCCAGAGAGGCGACCCAGGUGUCAGCCGUCCAGGUGCCUGAGCAGGCUGAAGAGCUGGAGGCUGCGCAGCGGGAGGUGUCCUCCCUGCAGCAGCAGCUGCAGAAGAUCCUUGAGCAGCAUCAAGAGGAGCUGCAGCAGCAGGUGGCGAUCUCCAAGGAAGAGAUUGACUACCUGAAGCGCAAAAACGACGAGAAGGACAAGCGUCUCGAGAUCCUCACCUGCGAGCGCAAUGCGCUGCGCUACGAGAGCUCCGAGGCGUCGGUCAAGCCAAGCAAAGUCGCGCCGGUGUCCAUCGAGGCCGAUAAGGAGAAGUUGGUCGACCUCGAAGACGGCACGCGCAUGGACAGAGAAGGCUCCGGAGCUGUCAAGGCCUUCUGCCUCGACGGGGAUCUGGUCCUGAAGCGCUUCAGCAAACUGCUCUUUGCGAGCCCUACGACGCGGAGGAUCUUCUAUGGCUAUGUCCUGCUCCUCCACAUUUGGAUUUGGGUGGUGCUUCACCGAGCUGCUGCUGUACACUCGUCUCACACCAUCGCCAAACCAAUCGCACCUGGAUAAAA